Neohortaea acidophila is the source of this 1488-nucleotide messenger RNA. RefSeq lists its product as uncharacterized. The transcript has 2 exons. The coding region runs from base 1 to 1488 and encodes 495 amino acids. The record is from RefSeq and is a predicted model, not a curated record. NCBI's taxonomy places the organism in Eukaryota, Fungi, Ascomycota, Dothideomycetes, Mycosphaerellales, Teratosphaeriaceae. Gene Ontology annotation, biological process: regulation of DNA-templated transcription. Gene Ontology annotation, molecular function: zinc ion binding; DNA-binding transcription factor activity, RNA polymerase II-specific.
AUGGCGACGUAUCCUAAGCUACGCACUGGCACGUUCAGCUGUCAGGAAUGCCGGCGAAGGAAGAAACGCUGUGUCUUUGACGAGGCCGCAGGCAAUGGGGCGUACAGCUGCAUAUCGUGUCGGAAAAACGGCACGCCAUGUCUCAGUCAGACCCUUGACGCCGAUGACCAUACGCUCCUCGACGCACGGCUGAAGAAUAUGGAAGCCCAGGUUGAGAUGUUGGUGAGGCGGCGGAGGAAGAAGCAAUGCCUGGUUCUCGCUAAUUGCUACCCAUUGCCGAUGCUCCCGCUCGAGAUACACGACAGCUGGACCUCUCGAUCGCACUCGUUGAACGAGUUCUUGCUCCCCGUCCUCCCUGCGCCGGACCUGGCCCUCCAGAUCGUGACUCUAGGUCGAUCGCCGCUUUCCGCGGUAGAGAACUCGCCGAAUCGCAUGCAAUCCUAUCGUCGAGACGGGUUCCAAGAUGAGCGAAACGUGCGCCCGAUGGCGCUCGCUCGAGACUUGCUCCAGCUUGCCGUGUGCUUGGAUCGUCUCGACUUGAACGCAGACGGUUCGCCCGAGCUUCUAGCACCGGCGACGACUGCGCGACGCUACUUUGACGCCGCGCGACAAGUCACUUUCCGAGAUGGCAUGGUCGACUGUGUCGAGGGCAUUGAGGCGCUCAUGCUGGAGUGCAGCUAUCAGAUGAACAAGGGGAAUCUGGAGAGCGCUUGGAUUGCUAUUCGACGUGCGCUGAGUGCUGCCCGUCUUGCCGGUACUCGAUACGACACCGCGCUGUACAGAAAGCAGAUGGCGACACUGUGGAAAUGGCUGGUGCAUUUUGAUCUUAUUCUCUCUCUCAACACGGGACAAACACAUGCCAUGGUGGCCGAGCCUAUGGUUGUCUACAACACCGACCCCUCUCCGCUCGGCCAGCUCGAAAGCACGCAUGUCACAGCAUCGGAACGGAUCAUCAAGCGGAAUCUCCGAAUGCAGAGACUCUCGAGCCAUACUGGCGAGGGGCAUGAUCAUCUGGCAGAAACGAGAAGCACCGACGACAGCUUGAAGCAGGCUGCACACAACUUACCGACAGAGUGGUGGGCUCUGCCCAUCGAGCAAGACCUGACAUCAUACGGCAGUCGCCUUAUCCCGCAAGUCCAACACUACGAUCUGAUCGUGCAGCUCCAUCUUCCAUACUUGAUCACCGGCCUCGCCUCGCCAUCUACCCAGCGCAGUGAGCACGAAUACAGUAAACUCGCCGCCGCCGCAGCCGGUCGCGAACUCCUCUCGCGCCACACUUUCAUCUGCGACAAAGGCUUGAUACGAGGCUCUUCGGGCGGCGGCGCCGUACCCAAAAGCUUCUCGGCCGCUGUCGCUCUUCUCUUGGCCCAGAUUGAUGGGCAUCGACUCGGCGCAUUGAAUGUGCUGGAACAUCAGCGAGCAUCCGAUUUGAAUAUGGUCAAGGAUGCCGUUGCCAGCAUUCGACAAAUCAGAGUUGCUGGAGUAUGA